Sitophilus oryzae (rice weevil) is the source of this 1743-nucleotide messenger RNA. Its product is annotated as uridine 5'-monophosphate synthase. Lineage: Eukaryota; Metazoa; Arthropoda; Insecta; Coleoptera; Curculionidae. Gene Ontology annotation, molecular function: orotidine-5'-phosphate decarboxylase activity; orotate phosphoribosyltransferase activity. Gene Ontology annotation, biological process: 'de novo' UMP biosynthetic process; 'de novo' pyrimidine nucleobase biosynthetic process. The transcript is spliced from 5 exons. The record is from RefSeq and is a predicted model, not a curated record. Bases 146 to 1576 code for a protein of 476 amino acids.
UGUGUCUUGAUUUAGUACUUUCUCAGGCUAUUUAUUUAUUAGUCGAUACUACAGCCGCUGAGUGACACGUGGUCGGGUUUUCACUGUUUACAUAUUUUUUAUAUUAUCCUUAAAUAACAUUACUUUAGAUUCAAUAACAAUAAAAAUGAGCGCGGAACACCAGAAAUUGAAGGCUUUUGCUGUUGAACUGUUUCAAAUCAAAGCAGUUAAAUUUGGAGAAUUUAAAACUAAAGUAGGACUUAUGACUCCAGUUUAUUUCGAUUUACGUGUUAUUGUUAGUUACCCCGAAAUAAUGAAAACUUUGUCGCAUCUUCUUGUGGAUAUAUUGAAAGAUAUUAAAAAUAUCGAUAUUCUCUGUGGAGUUCCAUACACUGCUUUGCCGAUUGCGACUGCUGUAUCUUUAGAAACAGGACUUCCAAUGGUAAUGAGACGAAAAGAAGCUAAAGAUUAUGGGACAAAGAAGCUAAUCGAAGGAGUAUUCAAAGAAGGAGAUAAAUGUCUUAUAGUCGAAGAUGUUGUCACUUCUGGAAGCAGUAUAUUAGAAACAGUUAGAGAUCUUCUAAAUGAAGGAAUUAAAUGCAAAGAUGCGGUUGUGCUCUUAAACAGAGAACAGGGUGGUGCAAAAAUCCUAGAAAAAAAUGGAAUUAGAAUGCACGCUGUAUUGUCUUUAACAGAAAUCAUUCAAUAUUUAGUAGAAGCCAAGUGUAUCGAUUCAGAAAUGCAACAAAAAGUUCAAAAGUAUUUAGCUGAAACUCAAGUUACAGAUGCAGUUCUGAAUAAAGCACCUCCUGCUAAUAGAUUAAAACUGUCAUUCAUAGAAAGAUCAAAACUAGCAAAAAAUCCGGUAGCAGCUAAGUUAUUUGAAAUUAUGUCUGCAAAACAAACAACUUUAUGUCUGGCAGCUGAUCUUACAGAUGCAACGAAAAUUUUAAAUCUUGCUGAACAAGUAGGUCCAUAUAUAUGUGCCUUAAAAACACAUAUUGAUAUUAUAGAAGAUUUUCAUAGCAAUUUUAUCGAACCCCUGAAAGAUAUUGCUAAAAGACAUAAUUUUGUAUUGUUCGAAGAUAGAAAGUUUGCUGAUAUUGGAAAAACAGUAGAAUUCCAAUACAGUAAAGGGAUAUACCAAAUUUCUUCAUGGGCUAGCCUUGUAACUGUACAUUCCUUAACUGGCAAGGGUGUAUUAGAUGCCAUAAAAGGUGCUACUGGAAAUCCAGAGAGAGGCGUAUUUUUAUUAGCUGAAACUAGUGCUGCAGGAAGUUUGAUAACAGACAGUUAUACCAAGUCUACAUUAAAACUGGCAUCUGAAUAUCCUGACUUAAUAUCAGGAAUUGUUUGUCAAAAUCCACUAUUCCUAGAUAAUCCAGGAUUGAUCCAACUUACCCCAGGCGUAAAAAUAGAGUCAAAAGUGGACAAUUUGGGACAGCAAUACAACACGCCUGAUUUAGUUGUCGCUGAAAAAGGAGCCGAUGUUGCCGUCGUUGGCAGGGGAAUUACUGAAGCAUGUGAUCCUGUUGCUGCCGCACAAUUGUAUAGAGAAAUGUUAUGGAAAGCUUACUCUAAAAGAAUAGCAGUUUAAAAAAAGCUAAAUUUUUAUCUAAGAACAAUAUUAAUUAUGUUUUAUACAACCUCAUUGCUGUGAUAAAUAAGACCACUUUAAUAAAACACUGGCUCCUUGUCUCAAAUGAAUAUGUCGUAUUAUAUAAAGUAUAUUAUAAGUAUAUAUAGGUAUAUAUGAAAGUUUAA